AUGGCUCCAAUCCAGAGAAAAGUACACAUUAACGUUGACUUGGGAGAGGGAUAUGGAAACUUCAAAGCUGGACCAGAUGACGAACUCAUUCCACUUAUCGACCAUGCCAACGUCGCUUGUGGCUUCCAUGCUGGAGACCCAUUAAUCAUGCAAGAAACCGUAGAGAAAUGCAAGCAGCACAAUAUCCUCRUCGGCGCACAUCCCGGGCUGCCUGACAUUCAAGGGUUCGGCCGUCGCGAGAUCAAGAUGUCGCCCGAAGAACUCACUGCCAUGGUUCGAUACCAAGUCGGUGCUCUUCAAGGAUUCUUAACGGCAGCCAAUGUCCCCUUGAACCACGUCAAACCACACGGCAUUCUGUACAGUAUGAUGUAUCGGGAUAAGGAUAUCUGCAGAGCAGUGUACAAGGGCGUACCAGCCGGUGUGAGAGUCUUUGGACUAGCUGGAACUUUUCAUGAGGAGGUAGCAAAGGAGCUUGGUCUUCCUUUCACCGCUGAAUUGUACGGCGAUGUCAAAUACUCUGCCGAUGGUAGACUUGUGAUCGAUCGUAAGAAGAAGGCAUGGACUUCUGAAGAUGUACACAAGCACAUCUCAAGUCAACUUGAAAAUAGCUCCGUUAUUGCAGUUACUGGCGAAGAGGUGGAAUUGCCAGUCGGGCAGCAUGAUGUCUCUUUGUGCUGUCAUAGCGAUAGUCCUGGUGCUCUGGAGAUUGUCAAAGCUGCCAGGAGUAUCAUCUCCGAUUUUAACAAGAAGAUGAAGUAUGCGUAG
Molecule: messenger RNA, 765 nt
Organism: Ramularia collo-cygni
Lineage: Eukaryota; Fungi; Ascomycota; Dothideomycetes; Mycosphaerellales; Mycosphaerellaceae
Product: probable Lactam utilization protein lamB
Exons: 3
Coding region: 1-765 (254 amino acids)
Biological process (GO): carbohydrate metabolic process
Source: RefSeq, a predicted model, not a curated record